ACGAUAAAUUUGGUCGAACGUUCCAGCGAAAUCCUACCAGUUAACCUCCGUCUGAGUUGCAUUGAGGAUGGCCUUGUCCGUCAACCAGCAAGCUCACCCUCAGACACCCCACCUCUUACCCCAUCAAUUGGUACGAGUGCUUUCUCUGCGGGAGUUGCAGGGUCGCGACACCUCUCAGAGCAUUCAACCCUCUCGGCCACUCUUCAUGCUGGUCAGCGCCAAAUCGGCUCUCUUCAGAUGCCGGCACCUGGUGUGACGACAUCGGGGCCAGUGUACGCCAGGGCAUUGAUUCCACUCACAGGACCAAAUUAUGAGAUUGCUGAUGGAGAGGAGGUGAUGGUAAUCAGCAAUUGUGGUGAACAGGAGCAUUUUUGGCGGAUAAAGUCAAAGGCAGGCAUUGUGGAGGUGCCCGCCGUAGCCAUGUGGAUCGGAGGUCCUAAUCUGGAAAGCAUCAAUCAAGCAAUUCAGUAA
Messenger RNA from Protopolystoma xenopodis, 471 nucleotides. NCBI's taxonomy places the organism in Eukaryota, Metazoa, Platyhelminthes, Monogenea, Polystomatidea, Polystomatidae. The record is from the annotation of a GenBank genome assembly.